Caenorhabditis remanei is the source of this 675-nucleotide messenger RNA. RefSeq lists its product as uncharacterized. The transcript is spliced from 4 exons. The record is from RefSeq and is a predicted model, not a curated record. Bases 1 to 675 code for a protein of 224 amino acids. Lineage: Eukaryota; Metazoa; Nematoda; Chromadorea; Rhabditida; Rhabditidae.
AUGUCUCGAGACACGAAGGCCGGCUCGCUGACUAUUCUGUUGCUGUUUGUAAUUCUGGUAAUUUCGAUAUCAAACUAUUUCACUGUCAGCAAGAUUGAAUACCACGUCAUCUCAUCAAUCGAUAUAGAUUCCUCCAACAUCAUCAGUUUCUUCCAAUCAGAAUCCAUCAAAGAACUACGGAAGACUGCACUACUAAAUGCUGAAAAUGACAGGAAACUAGUGUCCGAUGCUUCGAAAAGAGGCAAUAACCAAGAAUUCUACAAAACCGUCAAAGUAGAAGCACAUUGUUCACAAAAAGAGCGGAUUGGUGAGAAGGGAGACGGAGGGAAAUAUGUUUGUAAUCCGAAGAAAGUGAAGAGAGAUUGCACAAGAGGCAACAGCUCCAACGACAACAUCUGGGAAGACUUCUCUCAUCCAAGCGGACAAAGCUCCAGAAUAAGAUCCACCGAAUGUGAUCCAUGGGUUGGAAGUUCCAGUUCUGUAGUUGAUUUCUCUGAUGAAUUCGGCAAGAUCGUAGAGCAUCUGGAGAGAGCUGAGAAGUUGGAAGUGGAUAUGUGGCAUCUUUGUUGUAAUCCGGUUCUGGAAGGAAUCCGUGUGGUGGUCUUCCGAAGAGCAUCUUCUUGUAUUUUGGUUGUGGGAAUGUCUUCUUCGAUGGAACGUCAUCUCCGAGUUUAG